Molecule: messenger RNA, 282 nt
Organism: Paraglomus brasilianum
Lineage: Eukaryota; Fungi; Glomeromycota; Glomeromycetes; Paraglomerales; Paraglomeraceae
Source: the annotation of a GenBank genome assembly
AUGGAAAAUCCAACUCCCACUAGCGCGAGCACUCCAACAGCCAAUAAAGCGAUGCCGCUAUCUUUGAUGUCAAAUACUGAUUUUGACACUCCCCACAUAACACCGCCCGCUAUAAUAAAGAGUAAUGCAAAUAUUGCAAAGCAAAACUCCUUGGAGCAACAUUCUGGCUGUGGUGGUGGAGUAGCAAUCAUGGUUGGAGGAUUAUUGAAAAUCACCACAGGAACUCCCGUCCCCGGAGUACCAUUCCCAGGCGUGUAUACUACAGGAUUAUUUGGGUUCUAA